CACCUUUCUCUCUCUCCAGAAAAGAAGGAUACCAUGGCUUCCAGCUGGAUUCUGACCGCCCUUCUCUUCCUCUUCGUCGUUGUUUCUCCAUUGCUUGCUCUCUCUAAGAGAGACCCAGAAAGAGAGAGGCAGGAGAGACAGUGCAAGUCCGAGUGUGAGAGGUCUAGAGAGAGAGAGCGUGAGGUGAGGCAGUGCAAACAAGAGUGUGAGGAGAGGUAUAGGAGACAAAAAGGGCAGGGCAGGAAUAUAGAGGAGAGAGAGAGAGAGAGCGAGAGCGAGAGCGAGGGGAGACGGCGGGGAGUGACUGGUAAUCCUUAUGCCUUUGAGCGAGAUAGGUUUGUCAGAGACAUUAGCACUGAGCAUGGGAGUUUUAGGACUCUUCCUCCCUUCACCGAGAGGUCCGAAUUGUUUCGUGGUAUCGAGAACAAUCGUAUCUGCAUCAUGGAAUUGAAGCCUAAUGCAUUUGUUCUUCCUCACCACAAGGAUGCAGAUAUUAUCUACUAUGUUGCCAAUGGGGAUGCUAGAUUGGUUACGAUUGGUGAAGAGAGGCAGGAUUCACACAAUUUGAAGAAAGGAGAUACGGCGACAAUCCCUGCCGGAAAAACCACUUAUAUCAUUAACAAAGACAGCCAAAGAGAGCUAAAAAUUGUCGCACUCCUUCAAACCAUCUCAACACCAGGGCAAUACGAGAUCUUCUUUGGUGCCACAGGUCAGAACCCGCCUUCGUAUUUGAGGGCUUUCAGCGAUGAGAUCCUCGAGGCUUCCUUCAACGUUGAUAGGAGUCGACUGAGCCGCCUGUUGGAGCAAAAGGGUCAGGGUCCGAUUGUGCGACCUUCAAGUGAACAACUGCAAGGCUUGAUCCAUGGAGGUUCAGGUGGUGGUAAGUGGCCUUUCGGUGAAUCCGAAGAAUCGGAAAGGCCCUUCAAUCUCUUUAGCAGGCGCCCUCGGAUCUCUAACGACCAUGGCGAGCUCUAUGAGCUCGACGAGACUGAAUACUCACCCCUGAGGGAAUUCGACAUAGCCAUCUCCUUUGCUAAUAUCUCCCGCGGUUCACUAGAGGUUCCUUUCUACAACAGCCGAGCCACCGAGAUCUAUGUGAUUCUUGAAGGAAGAGCGCGCAUCGAGAUGGCAUGCCCUCAUGUCAGCGGUGGCCGCGAGCAAGAGGGCAGCAGGCGGGGACAGGGAGAGCAAGAGGGCAGCAGGCGGGGACAGAGAGAGCAAGAAGGCAGCAGGAGAGAGCAAGAACAAGAAGAGAGAGGGAAGGGGCAAGGGCAGGAAAUAAAGUAUCAUAAGAUCCGUAGUGACCUGAACCCUGAAGAUCUGUUCGUCGCCCCACCUUCUCACCCCAUCGCCAUUCGCGCUUCACAAGAGGAGAAUUUGCAGAUCAUUUGUUUCGAAAUCAAUGCUCGACGCAACCGCAAAUACUUCUUAGCAGGAAAGAACAGCAUUUUGAACCAAAUAGAGAGAGCAGCAAAGGAGGUGUCUUUCAACGUGCCAUCGAGGGAGGCGGAGGAGGUGCUACGAGCCCAGUCCGAUUCUGUUUUUGUGGUCGGUCCCCGCCAGCAGAGGGAGGGGAGAGAGGGGGAGGGCCGAGCUGUGGCUUAAAUCAAUAGCGGCGGAGAGAAGAGAGAAGGCGGAUUUUGGAGUGUUUGCAUCUAGUUUUGCUUAAUGUUUAUAUUAGUCUGAUGUUGCAAGGUACAUACACGUGUGGUCAUGUACAUAGUUCCUUUAAAACUACUACUUGCUUAACUAUGAGUGUAAAUAAGACAGACCGUGAUAAAUAAAGUCCGCCCACUUUCCCA
Messenger RNA from Amborella trichopoda, 1802 nucleotides. RefSeq names its product vicilin Cor a 11.0101. The record is from RefSeq and is a predicted model, not a curated record. NCBI's taxonomy places the organism in Eukaryota, Viridiplantae, Streptophyta, Magnoliopsida, Amborellales, Amborellaceae.